Ambispora gerdemannii is the source of this 320-nucleotide messenger RNA. The record is from the annotation of a GenBank genome assembly. Lineage: Eukaryota; Fungi; Glomeromycota; Glomeromycetes; Archaeosporales; Ambisporaceae.
AUGCUAUUUCCUCCACCACCACCACCAGCAGUAAAUCAAGAACGUCAUCGAACAGCAUUACUAUCACCAGUCUUCUUUGCUCAUUACGAGAUCUCGUUACUAAUUUUUGCUUGUUAUGCAAUCAUAUCACUCAUCUUCUUUGCUUGUUACACAAUUAUAUUACUAGUUUGCUCAUUACACGAUCUUGCUACUAGUCUUUGUUCAUUAUGUGAUCGUGUUACUAGUCUUCUUUACUCAUUACGUAUUCGUAUUAUUAGUCUUUGCUCAUUAUGCGAUCUUGCUACUAGUCUUUUUCAUUUAUUAAUUGGGCUAUUCCGUGA